Anopheles moucheti is the source of this 827-nucleotide messenger RNA. It is a transcript of the gene CNBP, whose product is annotated as CCHC-type zinc finger nucleic acid binding protein. NCBI's taxonomy places the organism in Eukaryota, Metazoa, Arthropoda, Insecta, Diptera, Culicidae. Bases 366 to 827 code for a protein of 153 amino acids. The record is from RefSeq and is a predicted model, not a curated record. Gene Ontology annotation, molecular function: nucleic acid binding; zinc ion binding. The transcript has 3 exons.
GCUAGAGUGUGCUGCACGGGAAACGGUUGCGAUCAAAGCGAGUGGAGCAGUCGUAGCAGUCGAGUCAAGUUGGUGUGGUUUCCGUGGGAAAGCAGUUAAGUUUUACUGAAAGUGUGGUUUUUCCCAAUCCUGGAGGAAGCGAAGUGCAAGUCCCGGUUUUGAGCGAGAGGAGCGAAGAGUGUGCGAAAGAGUAAGAGAGAAGAGUGAGAGCCAGCCGGUUUCGCCAAAGAUUGUUGGUUGGUUGGUGUGUCGAGAGAUAUCGAAGCAGAAGGGAGAGAAAUAGCGAGAAGCCCCGCGCGCGCUUACAGCCUACUGAAUUUCUUUAGAAGAACUAAAGUCGCCCAACACACCACAGAGCAGAAAAGAUGAUGUCGACUAACACUUGCUUCAAGUGCGACCGUCCCGGUCAUUAUGCCCGCGACUGCCAGAACGUUGGAGGCGGCGGUGGCCGUGGAGUCGGUGGACCGCGUGACCGUCGGGACUUCGGAAGACGGGAGAAGUGCUACAAGUGUAACCAGAUGGGACACUUUGCCCGUGACUGCAAGGAGGAUCUGGACCGGUGCUACCGGUGCAAUGGCAGCGGUCAUAUUGCGCGCGAUUGCAGUCUGUCCCCGGAUGACUCGUGUUGCUACAACUGCAACCAGAGCGGUCAUCUGGCCCGCAACUGCCCGGAGAAGAGCGACCGCGACAUGAACGUGUCGUGUUACAACUGUAACAAGAGCGGCCACAUCUCGCGUAACUGUCCGUCGGGCGACAAGUCGUGCUAUAGCUGUGGCAAGAUCGGCCACUUGAGUCGCGACUGCACAGAGAACAAGGGUCGGGAUUAG